AUGUUCAAUCUCAUCUUUGGUCCGACCAGUGAGGUUUAUCGCUGCUUCAAGGAAGAGGGCAUCUUUGAUGCUCAUGAUGAAUUCCUUCAUUUCAUUGCGACGUUCUUCCUGUCUUCAUCCUAUCAAGUCUCCACAAAGCAUCUCUUUGACAAAUUCAGUCGAAUCAAUUUGGUUGGAGCUCUUUCAAAAGCCAAGUACAUUGAGUAUUGGAAAAAGAUUGGAGCAGCGUCUUUGCCCACAAUCCAAGAGCAAAACCGUAGUAUGACUCCAGCUGGCAUGGUGCCAUUUUGGUUGAAGCUCGAGGGUAGCAUCAACAAGUACGGCAGGGAAUACUUCAUCCAGGGAUUUCUGGGGGGAACUCUUCAGUUUACCCUUGACGAUGACAAGGAUUUCUGGGGGAAACUCUUCAGUUUACCCUUGACGAUGACAAGGCCCAUGCUCGGGGUCACAUCUGUGCGGCACCGCUGA
This is a messenger RNA of Seminavis robusta, 468 nucleotides long. Lineage: Eukaryota; Bacillariophyta; Bacillariophyceae; Naviculales; Naviculaceae. The record is from the annotation of a GenBank genome assembly.